CGUAGUUUGUGAACUUCGGAGAGGUAAAACAAAGAUAUACCCAACAACAGCGUAGAAUAACGUCUGGAUGAGGCUGUGCAUAGCUGCUAGUGACAGUAACACGGUGUAUCCAUCUCAAGUGUUGGACAUGAUGCAAAGAGAAAAGCGUCUGUGUUUGAGCAUGAGAUACAAUAGGUGAGAUACGCUCAAUACCACCCAGUUGCUUCUGCACACCGUGGGAUGGAUCACAAGGUUAUGUUUCUGUAGUUAAUACAAACAGCCUUCACAGUCUGGACUGUAAAUUCACACGAACUUCCAUCAUAUUUGUUCCUCAGUCAAGUAUGACGGAAUCAGUUGUCACAGACACUAAUGAACUGCCCCGUAGUACAGAUGACAAUGUCACCAGUGACCCCAAUGAACAAAAGGUGAAAGAAAUAAUUCAACUGGAGAAAGGUGAUAAAGAGAGUGUAUGGCCUCAGUCUGGGAGAAGGAGGUCGUCAGUAACAUUUGACGAGAACGUCACACAGAUUCGCUUUGAGAGGGUGGAGCAGUUGGACCUGCAUGUGUAUAGACGGCGGUGGGUGGUCCUGGCCCUCUUCUCCCUGUUCAGUUGCCUCCAGGCCGCAGUGUGGAACCAGUGGGGCCCAAUAGCGGCAGUGAGUGAACGUGUGUUCGGCUGGACAGAUGGAACUAUUGCACUGUUUGUCAACUGGGGUCCUAUUGCCUACAUCCUCACAGCGCCGCUCUGGUCAUGGAUACUGGAUACCAAAGGGUUGAGGCUGUCGUGUCUGGUUGCUAUGGCGCUGAUAGCUGUAGGGUCCGGUCUCCGCUGUCUGGUACGAACACCCCCGGCCUACACAUGGGUUGCUAACGGCGGGCAACUGUUAAAUGGGGCUGCUGGCCCGGUUGCUAUGGGUGGCAUUGCCAAGUUGUCCUCCGUUUGGUUCCCACCCGAGGAAAGAGCCACAGCGACUGCCAUUGGUUAUGUCAUUCAAGGCUUGGGCAUCGGACUAACGUUUGUGAUCGGGCCUCAGGUUGUACAAGAAGACACACACGUUUACAACUUUACUCUGGGCAACAGGUCUUCCCUGAGUGCGAGUGACAACGUAAUGGAAGCUGAUGUCAUCAGCCAGCAGAGACACCAAAUCAUGAACUACCAGUACGCCACAUUUGGCGUGUGUGCGGUUGUUCUUCUAACUAUGCUGAUGUACUUCCCAAGUCGACCCCCCAAACCUCCUUCUCCAUCUGCUGCAACCACAAGACUGGACUACCUGGCAGGUCUCAAACAGCUCUUUAGGAAGGGGCGAUUCUGGCAGAUAGGAUUGGCCUAUGGUGUGUCAACGGGAACUCGCGAUGCCUGGUCCUCAAUGCUUGACGUCAAUCUGAAGGCACACGAGAUAUCGCAGAAACAGGCAGGAUGGCUUGGAUUCUAUGGAACUAUAGCUGGGUCAAUUGCAGUCAUUGUUACAGCAAGAUUUGCCGAUCACUUCCAGAAACGACUGAAGCUAUUUAUCUUGUUGCUGACGAUUAUCACCACAGCGGCGUAUUUGUGGCUGAUUUUGUUGAUACUGGGCAUUUUACCCGAAUCAAAAGGGUCUACGUAUGCAUCUUAUAUCCUGACCUCCAUUAGCAGCGGGUCCCUCAGUCCGCUGUUUUAUGAACUUGUCUGUGAGACGUCCUACCCUGUAGCAGAGGGCGUCACUAAUGUCAGCCUCACCUCCAUGAACAAUCUGGCAGGCUUGGUGUUCCUGGGAGUCAUGUCAGUGCCUGGGAUAGGGACUGUCUGGAUGAACUGGCUGCUUGUGUCAACCUUCUGUCUGGCUAUAUUCCUGCUGAUUCUCCUGCCAGAGGGUCACAACCGCCUCGACGUCGACCAGCAGCAAGGGGACCCAGCUCAGGGUACAUGUUGAAGGGUUAGGAUCAGGGUAAGGGUUAGGGUUUGAGGACACAACCGCCUCGACGUCGACCAGCAAGGGGGCCAAGCUCAGGGUACAUGUUGAAGGGUUAGGGUUAGGGUUAGAGUUAGGAUUAGGGUUUGAGGACACAAACGCCUAGACAUCGACCAGCAGCAAGGGGGCCAAGCUCAGGGUAUAUGUUGAAGGUUGAGGGUUAGGGUUAGGAUUUGAGGACACCACCUCCUAGACGUCGACCAGCAAGGGAACAAAGUUCAGGGUACAUGUUAAAGGGUUAGGGUUAGGGUUAGGGUUUGAGGACACAACCGCCUAGACGUCAACCAGCAGGACGGGAGUCAAGCUGAGGGUAGAUGUUGAAGUCGCUUGAACCACACAUGAAAAGUGAAGGAACAGUAUUUCAGUCACGGCGUGUCAACUCAAUGUAAGAGGGGAGCUUUUAGUGACACAGGUAUAAUAACCAAGGAGAUACAUUUUGUGACACCAAAAUGGUCACGUUAAAUGCGAAUCAGGUCAUGUAUUUGAGAGAUAGGCAUAAGAUCAUAAGGUCUGUCAUAAGAUAAUGUCUUUCUAAUAUACAGAAGGUACGUCUGUCUACCUGUGCAAUAUGAAACGUCACCGCCAGAGAAUAAUCCGCCUCGUGUAUCUGCAGAAGCCAUAGGGCGUAAAUGGCAAAAUGGUGGUGAAAAUUAUAUGAAUGGAUCACUGAAAAACUCAGUUGAUGUUAAAAACCACGAACAUUACUGUUGAUUAUUCGCCAUACUUUACUGGUGUUGACUUAGACGUGAGAUUCUUCACUUGUAAUUCGGUGCACGUAGCUAGCAGCCUGUUCAACAUUCACGGCGAGCGGCUUGUGUUGGAAGCAGUGGACAAUUCCUGUCAGAUGUAGUUCCACUGGUACACGAACAGGCAUGUGGAUGUAUUUGUUGUACACCCUCCUCAAGUGUUUGGUUAUUGUGCGGUCAAACAGAAACAGUCUUACGUCUGUGUUUUUUACAAUUUAGAGGACUAUUUGCCCAUCAGCAUAAUAAAAACUAAAGGGACA
Haliotis rufescens (red abalone) is the source of this 2934-nucleotide messenger RNA. Its product is annotated as solute carrier family 49 member 4 homolog. Gene Ontology annotation, molecular function: transmembrane transporter activity. Gene Ontology annotation, biological process: transmembrane transport. Gene Ontology annotation, cellular component: membrane; intracellular membrane-bounded organelle. Lineage: Eukaryota; Metazoa; Mollusca; Gastropoda; Lepetellida; Haliotidae. Bases 321 to 1889 code for a protein of 522 amino acids. The record is from RefSeq and is a predicted model, not a curated record. The transcript has 12 exons.